Urocitellus parryii (Arctic ground squirrel) is the source of this 1223-nucleotide messenger RNA. It is a transcript of the gene Gemin8, whose product is annotated as gem nuclear organelle associated protein 8. Gene Ontology annotation, biological process: spliceosomal snRNP assembly. The record is from RefSeq and is a predicted model, not a curated record. Gene Ontology annotation, cellular component: SMN complex. Lineage: Eukaryota; Metazoa; Chordata; Mammalia; Rodentia; Sciuridae.
ACUGCCACGUGGAUCCUCCUCAGAACCGCGUUUUAGUUGCCCGGGCAACAGUCCCUCCUCAUUAUCCUUGUCUCCCCACCGAAAAAUAGGUCCCUGCUCGCCCACCACCCGGGAUCUGCAAGCUGCGAGCCCACGAGGUGACUUCGGUUUCAGUGCCCAUUUGGACUUUCACAGAGAUGGCUGCAGAGGCAUCGACAUCGAAAACUACUGAGCUUUGGUAUUGUCAUCCAGUAUACGCAAGAUAUUGGCAGCAUUACCAUCAAGCGAUGGCUUGGAUGCGAAGCCACCAGAAUGCCUACAGGAAGGCGGUGGAAUCCUAUUUCAGUUUCCCAUGGUACUUCCCUUCUGCAGGUUUUCCCCAAAGCUCUUAUGACAAUGAGGGUGGAUAUCCACAGUCAUUCUAUGACCAUCAUGUGGCCUGGCAAGACUCCUACCACAGUUAUACACCCAACAGAAGGUCUGGACAGCCUCCAUGUGACAGUAGGAGCCAGACACCUACAAGAGAAGAUCAAGCAUUGUUUGAAGAGGAAGAGAUGGAGUCGGAGUCAGACGAGGAGGUAGAAUGUGACCUGAGCAAUAUGGAAAUCACCGACGAGCUCCGCCAGUACUUUGCACAGACAGAGAGACACAGAGAAGAGCGAAGGCGGCAGCAGCAGCUGGAUGCAGAGCGCCUAGAUGACUACGUGAAUGCUGAUCAUGGCCUGUACUGCAACACCCGGCGCUCGGUGGAGCCCCCGAGUGAGAGGCCUGGAGAGCGGCGCCAGGCCGAGAUGAAGCGCUUAUAUGGAGAGAGCGCUGCCAAGAUCCAGGCCAUGGAGGCCGCUGUGCAACUGAGCUUUGACAAACAUUGCGACAGAAAGCAGCCCAAGUACUGGCCUGUCAUUCCCCUCAAGUUCUGAAUCCUGGGCACAGGGCCCCAAGGGAAUGCUCCCUAAAGACAGUCCCCAGCCUCACCCUUUCCCUCUGAGACACACUCCCAUCAUCUCUCUUCUAUACAAUUCUCAGGGAAAGAGGCCUCUGUACCGAGAUACAGCAUGGUCACCAAAAUCCUGGUGGACCAUCAGAAGGAGGAUGUAAUGUCAGCCACUUGGAAGUAAGCAGGAUGUAUACUAUUGCCAACAUGAAAUAUCUUCUCUCUCAAUGAUCAUUUUGAGCCAGGCAUAGUGAGUGGUACACGCCUCUAAUCCCAGCAGCUCAGGAGGCUGAAGCAGGAGGAUCAGGAG